GUUCAGUCAAACGAGCACCCUCGUAUAGUAUCGAUCAACCCCCAAGAUCAAGCGAGUCCAGACUACUUGAUCAACUCCAUGAACCGGCUCCAUGUACAGACCGAGAAGGCUCCCAACAAGAACACGCCGAAGCCAGGAGGCAUAGCUGCCAUGAAUGACAUUGAUGCUGCUGCUCCCCUCUUCUACUUGGGGUAUACCUUCUUCAAGGCCACCCCCACCCCCGGGAAGAAGAGCACAUGGAGUCAAGUGGAGAGAGCGAAGAUGAACCUUAGCCAAUCGGACUUGAUGAACAUGGUGGUCAACCGGACCAAGAAGCUACCCGUGGCCGAGCAAUACCAUUCUUUGUCCAAGGUGAAGCGGGCCCACGUCGACCAACUGAUUCACGAGCUUAGGUCCAGCGGUCCCCGAUUCGAAUGGGCUUGCGUCUAUGUGAAGGAGGACGAGAAACCUGUUAGGGGCAAGAAUACUCGACGCGGUGAUUAUGAGACGGUCUCGUUAGAAGUCAUCAUCCGGAAGAAGGCUGCAAGUCUGGUAUACCCACAGGUUUCUGUCAAUGAACCUGUGGAGAGAAUAACCCCUACCGGAGACACCUUUCAAGCCCCUAGCAGCUAUACUCUGUUCAACAGGGAACCCAGGCCUGCCGUCCAUCAAGGGUCUGUUGUUCCCCAAGGGCCUGCCGUGCUUCAGGAACCUGCCACCCAUCAAAGAACAGUGCCCGCAAGCAUGGCUGAUAUCCAGCAGCCACUGCCUUCCAGGCCGAAUCACCAGCCUCCACCUCCUCCACCACAGCAUUCAUUCCCGCCAGGAGUACAGCGGCCCAUCCCCCAGGAGCAAUGGGCGGCUUGGAUACAGCAAGGGAUGCCAGCUGCUGCGCACCCACAAUAUCGUCCUUCUGCAGGAACUCAUGAUUCUACAGCCACUCUUACAGAGCAUGAGACGCAAAGGGGCAUCCCACAGAUGCCAAACAUGUGGAAUGAUCCUCGCGGAGCUUCUGUCACACAGGGUACGGUCCAUCGAGGUCCCAAUAUUCAUCUCCAACCCAGCCCGUUGAAGCCACCCGAGUUGCAUGAGCUGGGUAAGACCAGGGCUCAUACCCCCACGCAUCCUAAGCCUAAUCAUAUCAACGCGGCAAUGCCCGUCGCAGAGCCAGAGACAGACUUAGCCAUUGAGUCAAGUAGUAUGGGCGAUGGGGAGUCUGAGUUCGACUUUGACGACGAAAGUUCAAUGUCCGAGGCUUCGGAUGAGGGGUUAGAAGCCGAAGAGAACCCUCAACCUCAACCAUGGCGAGGCAGUCUCUACCGUCGCCAUUCGGCCCCCAGCACCAAGCAGGUUUAUCGAACGCACUAUCGCAAACAGCCUCAGAAAAGCAGUUCAAAUCAGGGGACAGGGCGCAGUGGUUACCCUGCUGGUUCCAUUGAUGUGGUCCCUGCCAAGAGUAAUCAUAACGACCCUAGGGUCAUUCUCAGCCGAGAAGUUACACGGCCGGCCCGAGAUCGGCCCAAGAUUAUCCAGGCGCCUGUUCCUCCCGAGGGGUUAGACAUGAAGCAACUGGUCGAGGAGAGAAUUGGCCGCUAUGAUGGCGGACGGAUGCGAAACGAUAUUCGAACGCGGAUGUUGGACGAUCGGGAGGCGCGACUGGAGCAUCGCGAGAGACUAUUAGACCUCAAAGCGCGGGUCCUGGAGGAGUGGGACAGUACAUGUUACCUGCCCCGACGCAUGUCACUCCGUGACUCAGGGUCAUUUUAUGCCCGACGAUAU
Aspergillus fijiensis CBS 313.89 is the source of this 1758-nucleotide messenger RNA. RefSeq lists its product as uncharacterized. The record is from RefSeq and is a predicted model, not a curated record. NCBI's taxonomy places the organism in Eukaryota, Fungi, Ascomycota, Eurotiomycetes, Eurotiales, Aspergillaceae. The annotation marks the transcript as partial. The transcript has 2 exons.